Molecule: messenger RNA, 4160 nt
Organism: Ziziphus jujuba (common jujube)
Lineage: Eukaryota; Viridiplantae; Streptophyta; Magnoliopsida; Rosales; Rhamnaceae
Exons: 1
Coding region: 227-1438 (403 amino acids)
Source: RefSeq, a predicted model, not a curated record
GUUUCAUAAUUUAAGAAAAAUGAGACAUGUCAAAAACGUAACGCGCCAAAAUAAUAUAAGAGAAACAUGAGGGUAUUCUAUCAAUUUAGUAUAACUUAAGGUGGUGAAUGGCAUUAACGGAAUUAAACUUUAAACUCGAGGGCAAAAAUCAAGUGCCUAAUUUUCCAGGCUAUAUUUUUGCACCGAGAGACAAUGGCUUUCUUUCUGCAACCUUUCAGAGAAAAUAAUGGAGCCUGAAACUCCACCCAACAAUGGCGAAAGCUCAAACCCAGAACCGAAACAAGACCUCCCUAACCCUAAUAAUGGUGAAACCGACGAUACCCACGAAACCCAUGAAGACUUUGAUAGCACUUGUUCAACUCCAUACGUCAGUGCUCCUUCAAGCCCAGGCCGUGGACCUGUUAGUGGGUUUUUUUACAGUGCUCCAGCAAGCCCAAUGCACUUCGCCCUCGCCUCAAGCUCACUAUGUCUAGCUCAGUCUUCUUCUUCAUCUUCUUCAUUGGAGAACAAUUCUAUGCCUCUCAGCUUCGAGUUUGAGUUCUCUGCAAGGUUUGCAUCAACUGGGUCUGCAGCAACUGGGUCUUCCAUGAGUUCAGCAGACGAGCUUUUCUUGAACGGUCAGAUCAGGCCAAUGAAGCUCUCAACCCAUUUGGAAAGGCCUCAGGUUUUAGCACCAUUGCUGGAUCUGGAUCCUGAAGCUGAAGAAGAUGCAGCUGAGCUUACAUUUGAGCCAGUGAGAGGCAGAGAUCUAAGACUGCGAGAUAAGUCUCUGCGUAGAAGAGCUAGAUCCAUGUCACCUCUGAAAACCACUUCCUUUGAAUGGUCUGAAAGUGAGAAGCUUGAUGAGAAUGAUGGUUUCUCUAGCAAAGAUAUGAAAGGGGGUGACUUGGAAACUAACAUUAAGAAUCAUGGAGAAGAGGCAUUGUCUUCCUCUGAGACCACUACUCCUUCAGUCUCUGCAUCGUCUUCAAGAUCAUCUUCAGCUGGAAGAAACUCAAAAAGGUGGGUUUUUUUGAAGGAUUUUCUUUACAGAAGUAAAAGUGAAGGAAGGAGCAACAACAAGUUCUGGUCUACUCUAUCAUUUUCGCCUGCAAAAGAAAAGAAAACAAUGAAUCAGCAUAUUCAAGGUUCUGUUUCAAAGGAGAAGAUUUCCAAUCCUUCAAAUGGGGCUUCAGAGACCCAGAAAGGUAAAGGAGGAGGAGGACAGACUUCAAGGAAGAAAGCAGGAAAACCAGCCAAUGGGGUUGGGAAAAGGAGGGUUCCUCCAUCUCCACAUGAGCUCCAUUACACUGCAAACAGAGCUCAGGCUGAGGAGCUGAGGAAGAAAACUUAUUUGCCUUACAGACAAGGUUUGCUUGGGUGCUUAGGAUUUAGUUCAAAGGGUUAUGGUGCUAUGAAUGGGUUUGCUAGAGCUUUGAACCCAGUAUCUUCCAGGUAAAAUCUAUGUUGGGUAUCAAUGGGAACUGUAUAGAUUUUUUUUUUUUUUCCCCUUCUAUUUCUCUUUUUGAACCUUUUUUUUUUUAUUAUUGAAGAUUUUAUGGUCAUCAUCUAUGUAAUUAUUGUUGAAUCUUAGCUUUUCGUUUAAAAGAGUAGCUGUCCCCAAUUGAUGGGCUUGUUGAAUUUAUGGGGGCUUAAAACUUUUUCCCCCAAAUCUGCCUCUUAGAAGAGGUAUAGCAGUGUAUAAUAUUGCUCUUUAUAUCACUGUUAUCAAUUAGUUUAUGAUUUACAAUGGAUCUUCUUUACAUUUGAAAAUUAAUUCUUUCUGGUCUAUGUGAGCCUCCAUUAAAUAUGAAUCUGUUCCUUAUAUGGUGUAUUUGUACAUAAAUAUUUGUCAUGUAAAUUAAUAAGUGGGGCAAUCAUUUUAAAGGGUUUUUUGAUUCUUCUUGUAACCCAGUUCAUAUGACAGAGCAGAAUCCAUUUUUGAGGAUUGAACCAAGCUUUCAUGGUUAAAGGAAAUUAUAGCCCUAAAAUACGUCAGAGUGCUUUAAGCGAAGCUAAAAAAAAAAAAAAAAAAAGAAAAAGAAAAAGAAAAAACGUCACAGUGCAUCAAUAUUGGUACUGAACCAGAUCGCAAUUUUUGCAAUUAUGUCUUGGUCAUGUACCUUUAGCCAUGGAUUAUGAUGAAUAUAUAUAUAUAUAUAUAUAUGCUUGCAACUGGUGCAUGAGAAACCGAUUGGGAUUUGAGAAGGAACGAUGUGACCCCUGUUAGGCUUUUAUUUGUCAUUAUUUGGGAACCAUAAAAACCUACCGUCAAAAGUUAGUAGAUUAGAUCUGAUUUGCAGCUACUAACUAGGCAGUUAUAGAUUGAAUUGUUAAUAGUGUCAUGGUAAAGAGUGACAUUAAAUGAUCUUUUUAGAUGUGACAUAAAGGCGUUUGGAAUCAAUAGACAGAUUUGCGUUCUCCAUUUUUUUUUUUUUUUUUUUUUGGGCUUAACGAGAGAUUUGCAUUCUUCUGCAAUCAAAAUUAUCACAACCUGAUAGUUUUUAAAUCUCUUUCUGGCCUUUUUUCUCUGGGGAUUUUAUCCUUCCUAGUUUUGUUUAUUACUGCUAUUCCAUGAUUAACUUGUUAACAGGGAGGAUAGAAAUUUCUGAUGAAAAAAACAAUUGACGAUCAUAUACUGACAUGGCCUUCCAACUCCAUCAAUCUCGUGGGGACAAUUAAAAUCAGAAUGGAGAAAAAUUGUAGUAAAAUCCCAUCAUGGUCCCCAUCUCCAUUAUUGUUUUUUAUGGGCUUGUAUCUAAAUUUCCAUGUUAUCCCAAGAAUCAAUAUGAUGGUACAAACUCUUUAAGAUGUACAGGUAAGAUAUGUUUGAAAAUUCCAAACACUGUUCUAUCACAUUCAACAUGAACUUGAAAUUGCUUUUUGAAACAUCCAUUUCCCAUGACCAAACGGUCCCAUCUCUAUAUUUAAGUUUUAAACCACAAUAUCAUAUAUCCUACGACUUUCCAUUUGGCCUUCUAUACCAGGAAUAAAAUCUCCAAUUCUAACUUUCUUACUAUUUCUCAAGUUGAAUUAAUGAUAGAGAACUUGAAAGAAAAAUGACAACAUAAAAAGCUUAGAAUUAUAAGAAGAAUCAAACAAAUUGCAUAGAAAAUUAAUACAUAUGGAAAGAAAGCCCUAAUGGAAAGUUUAUGCUACAGUGUUAAAUCCCAUCGCCUACAUUGGGGUCUGUUGGGAUAGUGAAAGCACCCUUUUGUCUAUUUCUAAAUGUUUUUGAAUGAUGGCUCACAUGAAGCUCAUACAAGACCACUGUCCACCCUGCCUUGUGGGCCAAAAGUUUCCACUACUCUCUGAUUGGGAUGUUUCUUUUGGUGAGUGAUCCAUGUAAAAGCCUGCAGAGAAUCCUAUACUACCAUCUUCGGUGCUUUUGCCAAAUUUGUAAACUCUCAACUCCAGAUUUCCCGGGAAACUUCUUUAGCGUCGCAUUGCAGGUUUGGAUCACUUAAAAGGGGCUGUUACUAAUCCAUUUCUUUUGGUUGAAGUGGGUUCGGCGAUAGGCUUAGUGCCAGUUUUUCGCCCUACCAAAAGCUGAGGCCGCUCUGCGUCAAACUACACCCACUGUUGUGCGAGUCUUUGCAAGUAUCUUUAACAGCAUAGGCAAGAGAUUCAUGGGAGAUGGGCGAUUUUAAAAUUUCAAAUGCAUGUCUCCAGACAAAGAGAGAGAUCAAAAUGGACGUCGAUAUUAAAAAAGCGCUUUCAAAUUCGAAAGCUCCUUUGGACAGCAUUAAAUGACCUACCAUCAUCAAAUCCAUCGUAAUGGAUGCUAAUUCAAAGACUCAAUGUAGGUAAAAUUUCAAAUGCAUGUCUCCUCCAGAGAGAGAGAGAGAUCCAAAUGCAUGUCGAUAUUUAAAAAGUGCAUUCAAAUUCAAUAGCUCCUUAGGACAGCAUUUAAUGACCUACCAAAAUCAAAUCCAUCAAAACGGAUGCUAAUUCAAAGACCCAAUGCAAGUAAAAAUGCUUUGUAAAUCGAGAAAAUGCAUGUUCAUUUCUAUAGAAGGGGUCGAACACUAACAGCUCUCAGUUUAUGCCUUGUUACAACAAAAAAAGAGUCCGUAAUAAUAAGAUUUCCCAUUCAAAAUUACUAUGCUAUUGUUAAUUGUAACCAAGCUAACCUCCAUUUCUAUAAUUAUAACUUCCAAGUGCAUAAAAGGGAACAUUAA